UUUUAAAAGAGGGCCUACACCAGCAAACUAUUUGUUGAAGCUAAGUAUUGGAUGCGCUCGUGUCUAUGCGGAUCAAUUUUCCGUCUCCAUUAACUCAUAAUUAUAUGAGAAAAAAAAAAUAUAUGGUGAAAAAAAAAAUCCGGUGAGGAUCAAGACGAGCUGUGUAUAUUUAGCAAAUUGUGAUUAAUGGUGGUCUAUAUAUUUGUGUUGGUGAUGCUUCAGAAGUUCAGUUUAGGGUUUCAGGGAAAGAAAUAGUUCUCUCUUUUAGUCUGAGUCAUGGCCAUUGAAGCUUUGAAGCAGCAGCUUACUGGCUUGCUUGAACAGAUGUACAGAGAGGGCUGUUUGGAUGAACAAUUUCACCAACUUCAGUUGUUACAAGAUGAAAGCAAUCCUGGUUUUGUUGCAGAAGUCAUCUCAUUAUUCUGCGAUGAUUCUGAGAAGAUAUUAACUGAAUUGACCAGAAUCCUUGCUCAAGAUGUUGUUGAGUUCAACAAUAUUACUGCCUUUGUUCAUCAACUGAAGGGAAGUAGCUCAAGCAUAGGUGCACAUAAGGUCAAACUUGCUUGCAACAAGUUUCGUACUUGUUGUGAAAACACCAACAAAGAAGGGUGUCAAGAAGCCUUGGAUCUGGUCAAGCAAGAUUUCUAUACCUUGAGGACUAAAUUUCAGAACUUUGUCCAGUUGGAGCAGAAGAUACAAGCUCUUGAAAAUGGUCAAAUGUGAAACUACCAAUGCUUCUAUCGAUUCCUUUUAUUAAAUCAAAAUUUGAAAAGUUGGCGGGUACAAUGCUUCUGUGUAUCUGCAAAACAUUGGAUUUUGCCCUCUGAUGGGUUUUGGGUGUGAUUUUGGUGAGAGUGGUCUGCAUAUCUCAAAAAUGGACCUCAGUUGAUGAUAAACUGCUUGUCAAAGAUUCCAGAUAUAUAAAUUAUAAGUAUUACAAUACAUGUUGAGCUUGCGGCUUUACUG
Molecule: messenger RNA, 966 nt
Organism: Amborella trichopoda
Lineage: Eukaryota; Viridiplantae; Streptophyta; Magnoliopsida; Amborellales; Amborellaceae
Product: histidine-containing phosphotransfer protein 2
Biological process (GO): cytokinin-activated signaling pathway; phosphorelay signal transduction system; phosphorylation
Cellular component (GO): nucleus; cytoplasm
Molecular function (GO): histidine phosphotransfer kinase activity; protein histidine kinase binding
Source: RefSeq, a predicted model, not a curated record